AUGGGAGGCGCCAGUGUCUCCGAUGGCGGAGAGGGCACCCGAAGCCCCGUGAAAAUCUUCGGCAAUAUCUUUAUCUCAUUUAUCGGUGCUGGCGUUCUCGGUUUGCCGUACGCUUUCAAAGAAGCAGGAGUACUUGAGGGAACUAUCAUUCUAAUCGCUGUUGGUUUCCUGUCGUUCCGCGGAAUGAUGCUCCUUAUCAAGUCGAAACACUUUUGCUCAAAAACAAAUGUCUCGCGAAUGGAACUUACACCGCCUGGCACGAGGGAUGAAGACCAAGUUGAAUUACUGGAGAGAAGUCGAGACUCAGCCGGCCAAGAAGUUAACUACGGAGACCUUUGUCAAAUAGCGUUCGGCGAUAGAGGCAAGAACAUCGUCGAUUGGGCAAUCAUUAUAAGUCAAACUGGCUUCUGUUGUGCGUAUUUGAUCUUCAUCUCCGAAAACCUCGCUCACUACGUCCACGGUCUUGAUGAAGGAGACGUUGUCGACGACAGUCUCAAGCUUCCAUUUCUUCUGUUAAUGAUUCCUGGACUAGUCGGUCUUAGUUUAGUCCGCAAACUUCACAAGCUCUCAAUUUUCAGCUUAUUCGCCGACUUCGCCAAUGUUUUUGCUUAUUUGGUCGUUUUCUGGUUUGACUUUGAGCAUGUGUCGACAAUCAGUAUUCAUCCUAAGGAAAUGGAUCUAAAAGGGCUUCCAUUUUUCAUCGGCGUCUCAAUUUACUGCUACGAGGGCGCGGGAAUGAUCUUGUCACUAGAAGCUUCUGUGGCCAAAGACUACCGUAGUCGAUUUUCUACUAUUUUUGCACUUUCGAUUACUGCCAUGUCAUCCCUCUACAUUCUGUUCGGCGUGUGUGGCUACCUCUCGUUUGGCCCUGAAACGCACUCGAUAAUCACGCUCAAUCUUCCUGUCGGACCAAUGCCGUUAAUGGUCAAAGGCUGCCUAUGCUUUUCGCUCUUUUUCACAUAUCCGAUCAUGCUCUUCCCAGUCAUCGAAAUAUUGGAACGGCGCCUUGGAACUGUCAACCAUUUCUGGAAAGGAAAUCUGCUCCGUGCGUCCGUGGUCGUUUCAUCGGUCAUUGUCGUGUUGAUUAUCCCCGACUUCUCGACGAUCAUGGUCUUAAUUGGCGCUACGUGCUGUUCUCUUUUAGCGUUCAUUCUCCCGGCGUUGAUACACAUGAGGAUAUUCAAAGGAAGGCAUACAAGCCGUCAGUUAAUAGAAGACUAUGUUAUACUUCUUUUCGGUUGUAUUGGCACGCUCAUUGGCUCUAUCGACGCGCUGAAACGUCUCAAUGUGAUACCAGACUACUCCGGGAGGGAGAGGAUCGACGCUUGA
This is a messenger RNA of Oikopleura dioica, 1329 nucleotides long. The record is from the annotation of a GenBank genome assembly. NCBI's taxonomy places the organism in Eukaryota, Metazoa, Chordata, Appendicularia, Copelata, Oikopleuridae.